AUGUCUUCUGACGGCACCAGUGGCCCUAUCCUUGUUCAUGGCAUCCCAGCCGAUGAUCCUCAGAACCCUCCCGUUCGUUUGGAGGUUCGGGACAUGAUCAAGGACCAGCCGGACCAGUGGAACCUCUACCUCCUUGCCAUCCACGGAUUGCCUUACAAGAAGUGGCCAGACAAGCCAUGGAACAACAUGGUCCGCGUUGACAACGACUUCGGAGGCUUCUGCACCCACAGCUCCAUCCUCUUCCUCACUUGGCACCGCCCCUAUCUCGCCAUCUUCGAGACCGAGCUCUACAAGCACGUUAACUUCAUUGCAAACGCCUACACCGAGGACGAGCGCAAGGCCGACUACGUCAAGGCAGCAAAGACCUUCCGCAUGCCGUACUGGGAUUGGGCCCGUCCCGACCUCGGCGUCUUCCCUCCUCAAGCCGCCUCCGCAGCCCUCAACAAAGUCGUCAGACCUAAGGCGUUGUCGGGCAAGUCCGAGAUCAACCCCCUUUCGAACUACACCUUCAGAGAGUCCGCAUCCCUGCGGGACAUCAACACCGUCCCCCGCGUCGGAGCCACGGUGCGCUACCCCAACAUCCGCGACGGCGACGGCGAGAUCAACCGCCAGCUGCUGGCCUUCUUCCAGGGCGAGCAGGGCAGCCCCAAGGGCAAGAACCUCACGGAGCGCGUCAACUUCAUCCUGCAGUCCUACACCGAGUUCGCCACGGCGUCGAGCAACCGCUUCGAGGCGCAGAAGCCCAGCAACAUCGACUUCCGCGGCUGGGGGAGCAUCGAGGACGUCCACAACGCCGUCCACAACUACACCGGCGGCCGCGGCGGCCACAUGGCCAACCCCGAGAUCUCCUCCUUCGACCCCAUCUUCUGGCUCCACCACGCCAACAUCGACCGCCUGUUCGCCAUCUGGCAGGCCAUCCACGACAAGCCCUCGGAUCCCCUCACCUACGUGACGACCAAACCCUCCGAUGCGAACUGGGGUAACUUCAUCGUCAAGGCCGGCGACCCAGAGGGCAUCGACACCCCGCUGGCCCCCUUUGCCCAGUCCAGCAACGGCACCGAGCAGAAGUUCUGGACUUCGGAGGGCGUCCGCACCACCGAGGUCUUUGGCUACGCGUACCCCGAGACUCAGAAGGCGAGGUUCCCGACCCCCAAGGACGUCAUCAACGAGCUGGAUCGUCUCUACGGCAAGAUGGCCACCUUUGCCAACAUCAUGCGCAGCAGCAGCGCCGACCUCGACAACGCCACCCAGGAACUCCAGCAGCGCGCCAAGAACCACAUCAAGGCCGAGCGCGGACAACUUGCGGCAGCCUCCGUAGAGCAAGCGCCCCUGGCCCAGACCAACGGCGUUCACCUCCCCAAGGAGCGCGAGCUGAAGAAGCUCGUUGGCGCCGAGAACAAGUACCUCGAGUGGCUGGUCAACAUCAAGGCCGAAAAGGCGCAGCUCGGCGGCAACUACGUCGUCCACGUCUUCCUCGGCGACGUCGACGACGCCUCGCCCCUGCUCUACCCCACGCAGCACUCCCACGUCGGCGUCUUCGCCACCUUCGGCCAGAACGAGAACACGGCCUGCCGGAACUGCCAGGAGGGCCGCGCCCGCGGACAGCAGAUCACUGGCCAGAUCCCCAUCACCCUGGCCCUCGUCGAGCGCUACCUCGCCGGCAUGGUCGACAGCCUAGCCCCCGCGGAUGUGAUCCCUUACCUGCAGAAGAAUCUCCACUGGCGCGUCGCCCUGGUCAACGGCGAGGUGCAGGACAGGCAGAACGCGGGCAACCUGCUCGUUAGUGUUGUGACUGACGAGGUCACCAUCCCGAGCAACCCGUCUGACUUGCCGGUUUAUGCGCCUGACGUUGUCGUUCGUCCUGACUGCACCACGAACCGACAGGGAAGCGGCCGUGGACACGGCACUGGGUACUCUGGAUGA
This is a messenger RNA of Colletotrichum chrysophilum, 1923 nucleotides long. RefSeq lists its product as uncharacterized. The record is from RefSeq and is a predicted model, not a curated record. Gene Ontology annotation, molecular function: oxidoreductase activity. The transcript is spliced from 5 exons. NCBI's taxonomy places the organism in Eukaryota, Fungi, Ascomycota, Sordariomycetes, Glomerellales, Glomerellaceae. Bases 1 to 1923 code for a protein of 640 amino acids.